AUGGCCGCUAAAUCUACGGUUAAAUCUGCUAUCAAGGCUUCUAAGAAGAAAAAUGGGUCCUCAGUUUCUGACAAUCUUACCACGAGUAAGGAGUUCGUACUGACCAUAGAAGAUGAUGAUGAGAAUGUUCCAGACAUGGACACGGAUGAAGAGUCUGAAGAUGACGAAGAUGGAAAUAAAGCAUUACUUCGUGGCCAAGAUGUAGAGAGCAAAGCUAGCUUGAAAGGUGCUACUAAGAAAGGUAAAAAGAUAAAACCACAGCAAGAAUCCGUCGAAGAAGAGCAAGAUAUUGAUCCAGAAUUUAAGUUCUCUCUUGAUGGACUCGUGACAUCUUCUGCAUUUGAAGGAUGGGACUUGGGUACUAUUGAGGCAUCUGGAGAUGUUGUAAAGCGUGAGGUUGAUUUGGAUGAGAUAAUUAAACGAAAAGGAGGCCUUGAUGAGGAUGAAACGUUAGACUCACAGGAAGAGGAUGAUGAGCUUGCCUUGGAUGGGUUUGGCAUGGGAGCUAAACCUGAGGUUGACGGGGAUGAAAAUAGUGAUAAUGAAAGUGUCAAAGGUGGUGAAGAUGGAAGUGAAAAUGAUGACGAUGAGGACGAUGAUGAUGUCGAGGAGUUGAAGUUUGAGGGAAAUUUGGGUCAAGAUGAAGAAGAAAAGGACACAGCCGAAGAAAUUGCAAAGUUUUAUGCUCCAUCUGAAGAAGCUGACAAGGCUAAAGGAACCGUGCACCAAUCUUUUCAGACACUUUCUCUGUCAAGACCCGUACACCGUGGCCUUUCUUCUCUUGGAUAUUCAAAGCCUUCUCCGAUUCAGGGCGCUGUUAUUCCCAUAGCUCUUCUUGGUAAGGAUGUUAUUGCGGGUGCUGUCACCGGUUCCGGUAAAACUGCUGCUUAUCUUAUUCCCAUUCUUGAAAGAUUGGUAUAUAGACCUAAGGUCGCUACAACUCGUGUUGUGGUUUUGACACCAACUCGUGAGUUGGCUAUUCAGGUCUGUGAUGUUGGCAGAAAAUUAGGCCAGUUUAUUUCGGGUCUUAGAUUUGGGAUGGCUGUUGGUGGUUUGAAUCUUCGUGUUCAAGAGCAAGAGCUUAAAACAAGACCUGAUAUUGUUGUAGCAACUCCUGGUCGGUUUAUUGAUCACGUAAGAAACUCACCAAGCUUCCAGGUUGAUGGUGUCGAGAUUUUAGUAGUUGAUGAGGCCGAUAGAAUGCUGGAAGAAGGCUUCCAAAAAGAGCUCACUGAAAUUCUUUCUCUUAUUCCUAGUAAACGACAAACAUUACUGUUUUCAGCAACAAUGAACAAUAGCAUCAAAGACCUCAUUCAAUUGUCUCUACAUAAGCCCGUUCGUAUCAUGAUUGAUCCUCCAAAACAAGCUGCUGGUGGAUUAGUUCAGGAAUUUGUGCGUAUUCGUAAGCGGGAGAACUUGAAACCAUCUGUCUUAGUUUCCUUGCUUAAGAAAAUUGGUCCCAACCAGCGGGUUAUUGUUUUUGUUUCCCGAAAAGAAACGGCCCAUAAGCUUAGAAUUAUUGUCCGCCUCCUAGGUAUUAAGAUCGGAGAAUUGCAUGGCUCUCUUUCACAAGAACAACGUUUGAAGUCGGUAAUGGCAUUCAGAAACUUAGAAGUCCCUGUACUCGUGUGUACAGACCUUGCUUCGCGUGGUUUGGAUAUCCCUAAAAUUGAGGUCGUAAUAAACUAUGAUAUGCCGAAGACACAUGAGGUUUACUUGCAUAGAGUAGGUCGUACUGCUCGUGCUGGACGAGAAGGUAAAAGUAUUUCUUUUGUUGGAGAAGCAGCUAUUGAGCGUAAUAUUGUCAAGGAGGCGAUCAAGAGCGCAUCAUCUUCUGGCACAUCGAACAAAAGCGCUAUUAUGGGUAGAAACGUUGACUGGAAUGAAAUAGAAAAGAUCAAUGCCAACAUUGAGUCGAAGCAGACAGUCAUUGAUGAGAUUCUUGAAGAAGAAAAAUCAGAAAAGCUACUAGCUCAAGCUGAAAGAGACAUUAAGAAAGGUGAGAAUUUAAUUAAGUAUGAGAAUGAAAUUCAUUCUCGUCCUAAGCGAACAUGGUUCGAAAGUGAAAAAGAUAAAAAAUCUGAAGCUCAAUUGAAGAAAGAGUCGCUUGCGAAAAAGAGAAAGGUUGACAAUGAUGAAGGAGAGAAGAGAAGCUAUAAGAAAACUCAGAAGGAUCGGUCUGAUGACCAAAAAAGGACUUUCAAUAAAAAAGGGGCACCCAAGGGUGGAAAGGGUCCAAAAAAGAAUGACAAGAAAUUGGCAGAAAAGAUUAAGAGAGCCAAGAAAUACAGAAAGUAA
This is a messenger RNA of Sugiyamaella lignohabitans, 2298 nucleotides long. RefSeq names its product Drs1p (gene DRS1). NCBI's taxonomy places the organism in Eukaryota, Fungi, Ascomycota, Dipodascomycetes, Dipodascales, Trichomonascaceae. The record is from RefSeq and is a predicted model, not a curated record. Gene Ontology annotation, molecular function: ATP binding; nucleic acid binding; RNA helicase activity. The transcript has a single exon. The coding region runs from base 1 to 2298 and encodes 765 amino acids.